This is a messenger RNA of Trichophyton benhamiae CBS 112371, 5460 nucleotides long. RefSeq lists its product as uncharacterized. The record is from RefSeq and is a predicted model, not a curated record. NCBI's taxonomy places the organism in Eukaryota, Fungi, Ascomycota, Eurotiomycetes, Onygenales, Arthrodermataceae. Gene Ontology annotation, biological process: maturation of SSU-rRNA from tricistronic rRNA transcript (SSU-rRNA, 5.8S rRNA, LSU-rRNA); positive regulation of transcription by RNA polymerase I. The coding region runs from base 1 to 5460 and encodes 1819 amino acids. The transcript is spliced from 8 exons. Gene Ontology annotation, molecular function: snoRNA binding. Gene Ontology annotation, cellular component: small-subunit processome; t-UTP complex; 90S preribosome.
AUGGCGUCGUCGCUCGCCGCGCAGCUGUCGCAAGUUGCGGCCAAAGCAACCCAUCAGUUCGACCUGAAAGCCCAGCGAUCGGCCCACGCUCAAUCGUUGAUAUUCGAGAAGAAGAUUGCUAGCACACAGGAUUUCGAUACGAUAUACCAGCUAUACUAUGAAGGGUUUCAAGAACUAUGCGCCCUCGAUCCUCGCUUUCAGCCGUUCCAGCAGAAUCUUUUCAGCGAGCAGAGCAAAGUGGAAGAUAGAAGCCAGAUGACGGCCGCACAGAAUAAGGAGCUAGAUGUUGUCAUAGAAGAAUUCCUAGCCCUUGUUGGUGGCCGACUGCUUCUCAAUCCGGCCGUGAAGGCUGUGGAUUGGCUUGUUCGUCGAUUUCGUUGGAAGUUGGCCAAGCAGCUUGCUAACCGAUAUAUCGUUCUAUCUAGGGCACAUGAGCACAAUACCCGUGCUAUCAUUCUCACAUUUCUACCAUACCAUACCACACCUUUAUUCCUCAACCUGCUAUCCAUCCUGCCGGAGAACCUGACGCCUACCUUUAAAGUCCUACAUCCAUAUAAGCGAAGCUUAAUUCUACCUACACGAACCUCCCUUGUACACAGUGCGUCGACAAAUAAGGAGUUUUUCUCUGCCUUGAAUAGUUAUGUUAUACAAGUCGGCAAAGCUCGAGCGCACUAUCAGGGUCUGACUUCUUUCUGGGCUGGCAUUAUGACGGAGGCUCUAUCUACAAUGCUAGACUCUGCGCAAUCAGGGAGAUUAGAAGUCGAACGCCGAAAUAAGGAAGAUGUCUUGAUUCGUGUUCUGCCAACACUUAGCACCGGCCUGUCAUUGAAAAAAGCUCCAGAGCUCGUCAUUGCUUGCUACAUGCUGUGUGUUGUCUUGGCCAACAAAGGGUCUCUCAGUGACCAUGCUAUCGAUAGCUUGAUGGAGGCCGUAGCAGGAUCUUGGACCCAAGAUACCAUUACCUCAGGAAUCACCUGUCUUGCAGUGAUUUUUCAACACAAGGAACAACUACAGCUUCCGAAGCCUGUUGUUAAGUCGAUUCUUCGCCUAGAAGAUGUGGCUGAUGUUUUUGCAGGCCUUGCAGCAUCUAAUUCAAUAGUCCACUUGCUUUCUGGCUUGAUGAAUGUUCUUAUGGAGAACGAUAAUGAGGAAGUUGCAGCUAAAUGUGUAUCUCUUGUUGGCCAGGUACUCCAGAGUGAUAUAAUGGGCGCCGGGGACAAGACACAGACAAUAAUAGCGCUCCUGAAGACAAUCGAUGAAUCUCAUCGUAAAGGUUAUAUGUCUGAGGAAGUACGCCAGCUGUCUUCAGAUACGCUUGCAGCCUUUGUUGAAUCUAAGGAACUUGAUAUUGUGCUUCAGAGAGCAAUCUCCGAAUCCAACGUCGAUAUUAAAGCUUUAGAAAUAACCCUUCAACUCGCCAUUGAUAACAACUUGGGAACCGCUGGGACAGAAGACAUUGAAAUGGAGGACAUCCCUGAAAACAGCACCCAAGAAGAGGAGUUUGCAGCCGCAAUUGCAUCUCUUUCCCAACGACGAAGUCAACAACCCGAAAACUUCCUUGUCGAGUCCCCUUCACCUCUAUUUAGCGAACUAGUUGUUUGUUUCACUCAAGCAACAACAUCCGCGAACAAGCUGGGUCAAUUCCUCGGUUUACCAAUCCUUCGCAGAAAUACCAAAUUUAAGGACUUGACGUACUUCUCUUUCCUCGUGCGAUAUUUUUCCGGCCCUCAUCCACCUCUAGCGCGUACCAAGGCCAUCAAUAUAGUUACAACAUCUAUUCUUGAAUCAAAUGGCAGAGCAAUUGAUUUGCAAGCGUUGAUUCCAUAUGCUAUAUCCGCUCUAUCCGAUCCUUCAACGCCCGUCAGAAGGGAAGCGGCUGCACUACUUACCUCCAUCGACAACCAAUAUUUUAUCCCUGACAUCGAGGAAGCACCCUGGGGCCAGGGUAUCAUAUAUGGUGACAAUGAACAGUCAAAGGCUGUCCAGUGGCUGCCUGGGAAGGACAUCCAUACCUUGUUUGAUAAAGGGUUUAUGCCCAGCUUGGAGGAGUGCAUCCUUGAUCCCUCACGAGUCUUUGAAACGUUUGUGCAGACUAUCAAAGGAACUUCGGAAGAUGGUUCAGGGCUGAAAAAAUCAGUCCGCCGAGAUUUCUUCUCUUUCAUCUGCUCACAUAUCAUCAAUACGCCUCUCUUUGCGACAAAACUCAGACUCCUGUCUAUUGUAAACCGAAUCAGCAAAAUUGGGUCAACUCCCCGUACUCAAUUCUUAUCUCCCAUGCUUGAGCAAUGCAGAACAAUUGAUUCCGAGAAGAUAAAGCGCAUUAGUACGCAAGAGCACGUUUCGAUUCAGGAACUGGAGCAACAAGUUCUAUCUAUUAUCUAUCCAAAAGAUACGACUGCAAUCUCUACCCUUCUCUCACUAUUGAAGGACACUCCUCAAUCUACAAGGGCUUCAUUCAUUGGGGCUGUUUUCGAACGCAUGAAAGAUACCUGGCCAUUCUUAGAUGAGGAGAAAGAGCUAUUCGCAUCAGAGACUUUGCUCGAUAUGUGUCUUUCGACUAGGCCCCUAACUGAUGACCUAGCGAAUUCUAGCAAAGAACUUCUUCGGUCUGUGGACUUGUCAGGUCCGGUUAUCUCCAAAUUCCUGAGCACGGUAACUUCGGCCUCUUUCAAUAUUGAUUCUCAGUCACCUGCUCCGAAGAGACGGAGAAUGAGCCAGAGCAACAUGGCAGUCAUGAGCCCUGCCAGUCGGGAAGAAGCGAAUAUCCCUCUUCGGAGAAUCUCGUUUAUUCUCGAGCUAAUUGAUGCUUCUCAACCCGAAAGAUUCCCCGAGCUUCUUGGUGGCCUAUUUCAAACUCUUGCCAUUGUUCACAAGUUAAAGCUCCAAGUUCGCUCAGAAAUGAGCUACCUUCUCAGCCUCAACCUUGGUGUCUUACUAUCUGUUGUCAAUAAAUACAAGGGCUCACCAAAGAAACUUGAUACUUCUGUCAUUAGAGCCGACCUUAUUAUCGACUGUGUUCGCACAUCUGAGAGUCAGCAGGUUCAGAACACUGCUCUUCUGCUUGUUGCAGCCCUGGCGACGGUAGCUCCUGAAAUUGUUCUACACAGUGUUAUGCCCAUCUUUACCUUCAUGGGUUCGAGCGUCCUCCGAAAAGAUGAUGACUAUUCAGCCCUUGUUAUUGACCAGACCAUUGAUCAAGUUAUUCCUCCUCUUGUUCGCUCCCUCCGAGUCCAAAAGAGGGAUGUGGUUACGGGAACAUCCGAGCUACUAUUGUCUUUCACCACUGCAUAUGAACAUAUUCCCUCAUAUCGCCGCCUCAGGCUAUUUGAGUCUCUCGUGAACAAACUUGGACAGGAGGACUUCCUCUUUGCUGUUUUGGCCAUGCUAGCCACCAAGUACGGCAUGGAUCGGGAUGUCCUAGUCACUAUGACUGCUCUUGCUUCUAAUGCGGAGGCUCAACUUCAGCUUACGACGUACGCCCGGUACUUGAGUCUGGUUCAAGAUGCACUUCAGCCAAAGCCAACCAUCUCCCGCAUUCUCCUUGGUAUUGGAAGUGAGGAUGGACGAGAGCCCCAUAAAGUUGCUGUUGAUUUACUUCAGACGCUCUCUCAUCUGCUCAAAUUUACCUCUCUUGCUAAUAAGAUGGUUCAGUACUUCGAGUCUGACGAUACAGAAGAUGCCAAGAAGGUGCACAGUCUAUUUUCUGGUAUGCUGGAACGUCUCCUGGCCUUAGGUGAAUCUGUUCGUUCCAUUAGAGCCAUAAAUAUAGCCUGUGGUGAUGCUCUUGCUACUUUGCUAGGCACUCUAUCUCUUGUUGAUUUUAUUGACACGAUUGAGGUUCUACUGCAAAGACCAAAGGAUGACCUCCGCAGACAAGUCCUCAGGCUACUUGAGAACCGUCUUGACAAUAGCAACGAUAGAGAUACAGCAUCCCAAUCGAAGGCUCUCUCUUUCCUGUCUGUUCUUGUCGGAAUUGUCGAAACGUCUCCCGACAUAUUGUUGAAACAUGCGGCUGUCGCCUGUAUGGAAAAGAUUUCAGAGAAGUACGGGAAGAAGAAUCCAGAAAAGGUCGUUGAGGCAGCAAUCGUGGUCGCUGGCGACAAGUGUAUGGGGCUCGCAGACAAUCGCAUCCGUAUCAUGGGUGCAUUGUGCCUUGCAUCUAUGACGGAAGUCAUUGCGGAUGCAAUAAUCCCUGUACUACCUACCGCCCUCCCUCGCUCCUUGGAUCUACUACAAAGCAGUAUUCAGGCCAAGGAACAAAACCCAGAGCUACACGAUGCCAUAUACUCGCUACUUUCAGCACUAUUCGUUCACAUUCCUUACAUGAUCUCGUCAGAAGACUUGGACAAAGUUCUAUGCCUUUCUUCAAGCUCAGCCCACGCUGGCUUGUCAGAAGAUUGUAACAUCAAUCGACAAGAGGCCCUUCAGCUAUUGGCAAAACGUGUGGAUGCGAAGGAAGUAUAUAAUGCAGUUGAACGCAACUGGUACUUCUCAGUGUCGAACGGCUCAAAGGCCGCCAAAGAAACCCUCGAGGUUGUCAAGCUAUCGAUUGAGAAACACUCUAAGUCGGAUACUAUCAAGAAUGUUCCUGCACUCUCGAGGUUGCUGUGGAAAGUAUUAGACUUCCGAAGAGCUCAACUCAGCUUACCUGCCAGCGAUAGAUUUGAGGGACACCAGGUUCAUGACAUCGAGUCUUCCAUCAACGACCUAACGAUUAAGAUGAUAUAUAAACUGAAUGAUACCAUAUUCCGUCCGCUCUUCACGCAACUCACCGAGUGGGCUACAGCGGAGCUAGACAAGUCUGAUUUGCCUGGCAGACAAGCAAGACUGACGACAUUCUACAAGUUUCUCGAGACUUUCUUUGGUACCCUCAAGUCCAUCGUUACCGGUUAUUCCAGCUAUAUCAUUGAAAACGUUGUCGACAUACUGAAGAACGUCCGACCAAAUGUAAAAGAAAAUCAGGCCUUAUGGACAGCCGUAAUGCGAACACUCCGAAACUCAUUCGAGCAUGACCAGGAUGAAUUCUGGCAAUCACCUAGUCACCUCAGCUCAAUUUCCAGUCACCUUAUCAGCCAACUCUCCAUUGCUAACAGCAAAGCAUCCUUCAAGUUGGUUACAGCCGAAGCAACCCCAGCUAUUGUCGCUCUCGCGAUUGCAGCGGAUUCCCCCGAUAACCAAAAGGAACUGAACACUCAUAUUAUGAAAUAUAUGCGUGCUAGUGGAGGCAAUGCUGAUUCUUGCAAAGGAGUAAACCCAUUUACUCGACUUGCGGCGGUCAAGUGCGAGCAAAGCCUGACUGAAGAGCUAGGCGAAGAGUGGCUUGCUUUGCUACCUGAGAUGCUACCUUUUAUCAGCGAAUUGAUGGAGGAUGAUGAUGAAAAUGUCGAGAAAGAGGUUAGGAAAUGGGUGCUCAUGAUCGAAGAUAUCCUGGGGGAGAAGUUGGAUGAUAUGCUUGCAUAA